AUGACAAGGAUAAGGCAAUCACAGCUAGUCAGAGGAAGCAAGUCUAGCCCCAAGAAGGCAGAAACAGCAAAGAAAAGGGACCAAGCCAAAGAAGCAGACCAGAGUAACGAGAAAAGAGGAAAAACAGAGGCAGGAGAAACAGAGAGAAAAUCAAAGCAAAAUUCAGGAGCCAACGAGACAAAACAAACGCAGAAAGAGAAGGAGACCGACCAAUACCAGAAGAGAGCAGCCGAGAAGAGAAGUACAACGAUGGACGAGCGAAAGGAAAAACAAGCCUCACAAAGCCAGGAAAAGACGCAGCAGCCAGAGAGAAUGAAGAGAGAGAAUACACACAAUAACAGUCCAAGAGGCUUAGCAGAAGAGCAAGGGAAAAUAAAAAGGAAAGCCACAGAGAGAGCUAGCAAUAGGAAGAGAGGAGCCUAG
Molecule: messenger RNA, 423 nt
Organism: Stegodyphus dumicola
Lineage: Eukaryota; Metazoa; Arthropoda; Arachnida; Araneae; Eresidae
Product: axoneme-associated protein mst101(1)-like
Source: RefSeq, a predicted model, not a curated record